ACAACUUGCAGUCUGAUGUGGAGGUCAUUCUUUAAGAAUGGGUGUUUGGUUUCCCUCAAGCUGAAGACAGAAUUAAAUCCAACUCAUGAACUUUCUAAACAAGUGGACCAAUAAACAAAUACUGCAGCUGUACAAAAAACAAAAACAAAACCAGAAACAAAACAAAAACCAAACCAAAAAAGAAACAAAAAAAAAAAACCCACAAGUAUUUCUACCCUCCUCUGCUAAGUGUCCAAUGCCUGCCCCAAGAAAAUCAAUAGAAAAUUAAAUUUCUUCAAGUUUCUUGAUUAGAUUUUCAGAGAAUAAAAGUUAUUCAUCUUCUUUAGAGAGUUUGGGGCUACAAAUCAAGAGUAAUAGUAUUUUAUUCCCUACACCAGUAGGGAAGUGUACCUAUAAUAUAUCUGAAGAACAGUAUUUAAGCUACAAACUUGUGCCAAAUUCCUCCAAUAGGUAAGUUGCUCAUAAAGCAGAAGGGUUUUUUCUAACCUCUAUGAGAACUAAGAUCAGCACAGUGUUCUGAAUGCUGCUCAGGAGGUUAGACAAGUGAAAGUUGUUUUUAGUCUCUGUGAGCCUUAAGAGAUGCCUAUGGGAGACAAACCAACCAGAUUUGCAUCACAUUUAAAAUAAAGGGCUUUGAGUUGACUAUCAUCACAGAGGAGUAAAAUCUUCUAAUUAUGACAGAUAAUUCCAGACAGUCAUCAGCUCAGCACCCCAUAGUGGUCAAAAAAGCACAAAUUUUACAUCAGGAAUUAGUGGGACCACAGAACAGAAAAUCAGACUACUGGGUAUAUCCAAGGCAGGUCCACAGUGUGAAAGCUAUGUGUGGAGCUGGUUCCCUCGCUUAAAGAAAGGAUACAGCAAAACUGGAAAGAGGCAGAGAAGAGCACUAGAGAGGACUGAAAACACAGAACAGAGAUCACCCCCGAAGAACAUUCCAGGAAAGAGGCAAUUCACCCGGCACAGGCUGCAAGUUCACAAAAUCACCAGCGGACGGGGGAAGAGCACGCACUGAUCCUUCACUGUCACCCACAGUACAAGAAUUACAGCUCUGGGAUACCAAAUGAAACCAGAUGCAGAGGGGAAAAAAAGCCGGAGCAGCGGCUGCGGGCGGCGCCGAUCCUGAUUCCUCCCAGCUCUGGCCGUGCCCCAGGACCGGCCCGGCCGGGCCGCCAGCAAGAGUUGGACUCGGUGAUCUUUAUGGAUCUCUUCCAGCUCAGGAUUUUCCGUGAUUUUAUGAAAGGCGGCUCCCAGCCCCGCCGCAGGUGUGCGCCGGGCCCCGAGCAGCAGUCCUCAGGCACCACCAGAUUAUCAAGAGAGAGGCGCCCCAGCGCUCCCCAACGAUGGCAGGGAAAAGAGUCCUGAUAGUCUAUGCACAUCAAGAGCCCAAGUCCUUCAAUGGAUCUUUGCUGAAGAUUGCUGUGGAAGAACUGACCAAGCAGGGCUGCAGCGUCACCGUGUCGGAUUUAUACGCCAUGCAGUUUGAGCCCAGAGCAACAAGAAAUGACAUUGUUGGUCACCUGCACAACUCAGAAGCCUUCAAUUAUGGUGUGGAAACCUGGGAAGCUUACAAGAGAGGAGGUUUGUCCAAAGAUCUGGUUGAAGAGCAGAAGAAGGUGCAGGAAGCAGACUUGCUGAUUUUUCAGUUCCCCUUGUUUUGGUUCAACAUGCCUGCAAUCCUGAAGGGCUGGAUGGACAGAGUCUUGGUCCAAGGCUUUGCUUAUGAUUUGUCAAAGGCUUAUGAUGGUGGCUUACUCCAGGACAAAUUAUCCUUGUUUUCUUUCACCACGGGAGGAAGCAAAGAGAAGUAUGCAAUCAGAGGUGAUAUUCGCUAUCUGCUAUGGCCCAUGCAGCAUGGAAUCAUGCACUUCUGUGGUGUCAAAGUCCUUGAACCUCACAUCUGUUAUGCUCCAGAGAAUGUCUCCGAGGAGAAGAGGAAGGAGAUGCUGACUGCCUGGACCCAGCGUCUGAAGACUCUUUGGAAGGAAGAACCCAUAGACUGCUCUCCUGAGUGGUAUUUCAAGUAGUGUUCAGGUGUAAGACUACAGAGAGAAGGGUUUUUUCCUUAAUUCUUUUUGAUGUUCUAUCUAAAUACAUGAACUCUAAUCUCCUAUUUCAAAUAUAUUUUAAGAAUCUUGUAUACUACAUCUAGAAGUUUAACUGAAACACAGCAUUUAUCUUCACUGAUUCCCAAGGGAUUCCCUCCAAGGAUGGGUGCAAAACUCUGUGUUGUUCUCCUUGCUCACAUGAACGGUGUCAUUCUGCCUCCUUGUGGAUGAGAACACAUGUGAUAUUUCACGGCAGAUUAUGCCAUUGCUGCUUGUCAAACAGUAAAGUACAUGGCCAAGUUAAUUUUAUCACUGUA
Messenger RNA from Poecile atricapillus (Black-capped chickadee), 2362 nucleotides. Its product is annotated as ribosyldihydronicotinamide dehydrogenase [quinone]-like. Gene Ontology annotation, cellular component: cytosol. The record is from RefSeq and is a predicted model, not a curated record. Bases 1341 to 2024 code for a protein of 227 amino acids. Gene Ontology annotation, molecular function: NAD(P)H dehydrogenase (quinone) activity. NCBI's taxonomy places the organism in Eukaryota, Metazoa, Chordata, Aves, Passeriformes, Paridae. The transcript has 7 exons.